This is a messenger RNA of Ruditapes philippinarum (Manila clam), 1569 nucleotides long. RefSeq lists its product as uncharacterized. Gene Ontology annotation, biological process: immune response. Gene Ontology annotation, molecular function: tumor necrosis factor receptor binding. The coding region runs from base 64 to 870 and encodes 268 amino acids. Lineage: Eukaryota; Metazoa; Mollusca; Bivalvia; Venerida; Veneridae. The record is from RefSeq and is a predicted model, not a curated record. Gene Ontology annotation, cellular component: membrane. The transcript is spliced from 3 exons.
CAGUUUGCCUUUAUCUGUCGUUAGAAACGUUAGCAAAAUACAUUCACAUUCACAAAACAAAAAAUGGAUACGAUACUAAAGAAAGUUUCGAUGAUUGUUUUGCUAUGUGUUGUUGUCUGUCUAAUAAUAGUUUUGGCUUUAGUGUGGACAAUGCCUGAUUUACCUAAGACAGUUAAAAAAGAUGAAAUAUGUUUGCCUAGUGAAACUGGUCCGCUUAAAUGUGGUUCAACCACUGACUUAUUACAUGAUUAUCUCGAAAGGAAAAUAAACAAUCAAUAUGAAAAAGUAAAAAGAGAAGAUGCAGAGAAACAAAAAAACUAUCUUGAUGGAAAUAGAGCCCGCUUAAUGAAUAUAUAUGACAAAAGUUUCUGGGAAAUGAAACCAGCCGCAAAACUCACUGGAAAGGAGCAAUCGAAUUUGCGAAAAACUGACAGUACUGCUGAUAUGGUACCUAUAAGACAGUGGUGUAACGGAAGAGAACUGUAUGAUACAAAAGGCUUUAUAAGAUAUGGAAUAAGAUACAGAAAUGGUCGACUAGUUGUUCCAGUGGAUGGCACAUAUUUUAUUUACUCUAAUCUUGACAUUUUCGAGUCCUGCAAUCCUUCAUCUGGCUUACCAGAUGUCAAGGAUAUCAAUAAACCAAUUAAGCACGGUAUUUUUAAAUUUAAUAUUCUUGAAGGUGAGGAAAACGAAUUAGUAACAAAUGUACAACCACAUACUAUCUCUACCAACCGAUACUACAAUUCAUAUAAUAGCUAUGUUUCAUCACUCGUAGAACUAAAAGCUGGUGAUGAACUUUCCGUUAAAGUUAGCAACAUUACAUACAUAAGAUACACAAGGGACAAUUACUUUGGUGUAAAUCUGAUAUGACCUCAUCGCUGUCGGGGCCACGUGCACGUCGUGGUGAGCGCACAUAAUACUAAGAGUCCCGAUACCUUAUACUCAUGUAGCAUUUUUUCACACGAGACAAUUAUUUUGGAGUAUAUCCGAUAUAACAAAAUCCUCACCCUGGGAAACACGUGCACGCCGUGGUGAGGGCACAGCCCAUCAAUAUGAAUAAAGAUACAUAUAAUAGGCAAGCUGUUAAUAAUGGGCUGACUGAGUUUCCCGUCAAGCCCCCAUAAAAAAGAAAAAUACACAGAAAUUUUUAAUAUGGAUAUAAAUUUCACUUCAAAUAAUGAUACAACAGCCCUGGACUAAAAAUUUUUUUAAUGCACCUUUUUAAAAUACAGUUUAUUUCAAAUAUUCAGUCUGAUAACUACAACUUGCACGUGAGUUCAUUGUGGACUGAUGGUUUUGAUCUUCACUUUUAAUACUCCUUCUUUGAAUAAUUGAUUAAUUAAAAUUUGGUGUGAUUUAAAUAUUUUAAUUAAUUAAACAAUUAAUUAAUUAAUUAAUUAAUCAAUUGAAACUUUAUUUUGAUUUAAAUAUGUUGUAAAUACAUUAUGUAUAUUUGUAGAAUUGUUUAAAUCUUGUCCAGUGUAUUAUAGCUGGGUCUAUGUUCUUCAGUUUGUACUCCCUAUAGUAAAGAAAUAUCAACAAAUAAACAGACAAAAAAGAAAUAAUUUA